AAUAAUUCAAAAUACUGACAUGAUGGUAAAUGGUUGAGAUUCAAUGAAUUCACUAUUGCAAAUAAUGUGUUUCAAAAAACUUGUGGACGUUGUGCAGUCUUGGUUUAUUUGUUUAUUGAUUUUUGAAUUACAAAGUGACAAGUGACAACAGUAUAUCGUUGGAUUUUCAAGCAGCACCUGUACGAAUAUUUAUAAAACGAAGAUGUUUGAAUCGUUUAAUAGUUCUCCAAGUAACGUACCGUCAGAAGCAUUCAAAUCUUCGACUUGUUCAUUAUUCGUUUUAAUUUCUCUCUGUUAAGGUGGUCAUUCUACCUUUCUACCGUAGAAUGAUGACUUUGGCAAGAUUAGUUUUUCUUCUUUUUUGGUUAGCAUGUAUUGUAUGCACAGAAAACUCAACUAAUGACACUAACGCUGGAAUUCGACCAUACGUAGUAGGAGGUGGUGAUGCCGGUCCAACCCCAUACCAAGCGUCUCUUCAACGGUCUGGACAUUAUUGCGGCGGUGCCAUCAUUGAUCGCCUAUGGAUCCUAACGGCUGCUCACUGCUUAACUGAUCUGACUCCAGGCGAAAUGACGGUAGUUGUGGGAACAACCCAGUUGAGCAGGGGAGGUUUGCGGUACCAAGUGAACAAACUGAUUCAACAUCCAGACUAUGACAGGAGAAGGAUGGCCAACGACAUAGGGCUGGUUAGAAUAUGGGGAUUUUUCGUAUGGCUGCCGACGUUGAUUGAAAAGAUUGGUUUUUCUGAAGAGUAUGUGACCAACGGAAAAGAAGCAAUACUGUCCGGUUGGGGAGGUCUACAGCAGAAUGGAGCGCCGCUUUCCGAUAAGUUGCAAUUUGUUCGGCUGCGUGUGCUUGGUGAGAAACAGUGCAAAGAGAAACUGAACUUCAUUGGCACCGAACAUAUCUGUACUUUCACCAUGGAAGGAGAGGGAAUUUGCUCGGGAGACUCCGGUAGUCCGCUGGUUAGCGAAGGUAACGCUAUCGGAAUUGCCAGCUUCGGGGUAGGUUACUCUCCUCAGAAACGGUGCGCCGUUGGGAUGCCGGAUGGAUUUACCAGAGUGUCUUAUUACUAUGAUUGGAUUAAGCAUACUACACAGCGCAAUUUAUUAGAUAUUUUUUUCGGAUGAGAAAUAAUUGAACACACAACUUUUUUUUUCUCACACUUGAAAGCAACUUCAUGUUCGUUUGAUUUACUGUUAAAAUACUGAUGUUGAUAAUUUCACUGGCAUCACA
This is a messenger RNA of Malaya genurostris, 1236 nucleotides long. RefSeq names its product chymotrypsin-1-like. Gene Ontology annotation, biological process: proteolysis. Bases 327 to 1130 code for a protein of 267 amino acids. The transcript is spliced from 3 exons. NCBI's taxonomy places the organism in Eukaryota, Metazoa, Arthropoda, Insecta, Diptera, Culicidae. Gene Ontology annotation, molecular function: serine-type endopeptidase activity. The record is from RefSeq and is a predicted model, not a curated record.